Messenger RNA from Loa loa (African eye worm), 1094 nucleotides. RefSeq names its product zinc metalloproteinase nas-26. Gene Ontology annotation, biological process: proteolysis; molting cycle, collagen and cuticulin-based cuticle. Bases 13 to 972 code for a protein of 319 amino acids. The transcript has 8 exons. Gene Ontology annotation, molecular function: metalloendopeptidase activity; zinc ion binding. Lineage: Eukaryota; Metazoa; Nematoda; Chromadorea; Rhabditida; Onchocercidae. The record is from RefSeq and is a predicted model, not a curated record.
CGUGGAAUACGUAUGUGGGAAGAAGCCACAUGUCUAAGGUUUCAGGAAAAUGUACAAGCAAGAGAUGUGAUCAGGUAUGUACUUGAACGAGGUGAUAGCUGUUUCACGGAAUUUAUUGGACGAAAUGGCGGAUAUCAGGAUAUUAUCAUAGGAAGUGAAUGCGCUGAAGAAUACGUUGUGGCGCACGAGACCGGACAUGCAUUGGGCUUUUGGCAUACCCAUCAACGCCCUGAUCGGGAUCAGUACAUCUCAAUCAACUGGAAAAACGUAAUGGAUGAAGCUACGGCAUCUUUCAUGCCAUUCCGGAGUAUGCUUCAAGCAUUUGGCAUUAGACAAAUAUCACCCCGACGUAUACCUUAUGAUUACGGGUCACUGAUGCAUUAUCAUGCUGUAGCGCAUGCAAUUCGUGUAUCGGAUUUUACUAUUGUUCCCAAAGAAUUGAAAUAUGUAACGACGAUGGGUACCGAAAAAAUGGCUUUUUUGGAUGCCAAAGUGAUCAAUGAUAUCUAUUGCCUAAAUGCCUGUGCAGGUCAAGGCCCGCGAAAUUGUUUAGCAGGAGGCUAUCCAGAUCCGAAUAACUGCAAUCGGUGUCGAUGUCCAGAAGGUCUUGGUGGUUACGAUUGCAGUAUACUACAGCCAUCGAUAUGUGGCACUGAAUUACACGCAACAGAUAAAUGGCAAAUAUUAACCAGUCCAAAGGGUGGAAAUAUCGAUUGCUAUUGGAGGAUAUCGGUUCCGGUUGGAAGUCGAAUACGUUUUCGUCUUAGUGACGGAGAAUUUCCAUGCUCAUACGGGUGCCAGUCAUACGUAGAAAUUAAGCAUAAACUUGACGUUAGGUUGACUGGUUUUCGAAGUUGUUGUUAUCGACCAAAGGAAGAUUCGGUGUCGGAGGGCAAUCAAAUUUUCGUUAUCUAUCAUCCAAAUGGGAAGGUAGCACGAUUCACUCUUCGAUACAUCAGACAACAGUUCUAAUGAAUCCAUAUUAGCUUAAAUAAUGAUACCGGAUUAGUUUACUUGUAGAUUCAGGCAUGAAGGAUGUGAUUAAAAGUGAUUGGAAUUGUUCAUUAGGGAAUGUCCUUUAAUUAAGAUGUGUA